AUGGGUGGCCCAAGCUCAAGUGCAAGUGGGGGAACGCCUAAUGCAGACGGUCAAGACGACCACAAGAUGAGACAGUCUGAAGAGGGGCGCGUGCGUGUUGGGACAGUCUUUAGUAGCGGGGCAGUCUACGCCAAAGUCGUCAGGCACCGGAAUGGGACACAGAAAAUCACAUAUCACUGCCCGGAUACCGAGAUCGAAGUGGUAGGAGAGGAUAUUGUGUGGUUAAGGGAAGUUCUCGCUUUCAGAGAGCGGUUCCCGACGACCAGUGUACCAGCCGAUAAGCUAGACUCGUGUAUGGCUUUGGCUUAUAUGACCUGGGUGAAGUACGAGAAGUAG
Letharia lupina is the source of this 336-nucleotide messenger RNA. RefSeq lists its product as uncharacterized. The record is from RefSeq and is a predicted model, not a curated record. The transcript has a single exon. Bases 1 to 336 code for a protein of 111 amino acids. NCBI's taxonomy places the organism in Eukaryota, Fungi, Ascomycota, Lecanoromycetes, Lecanorales, Parmeliaceae.